This is a messenger RNA of Microplitis demolitor, 5031 nucleotides long. It is a transcript of the gene chico, whose product is annotated as M-phase inducer phosphatase. The coding region runs from base 416 to 4477 and encodes 1353 amino acids. Gene Ontology annotation, biological process: insulin receptor signaling pathway. The record is from RefSeq and is a predicted model, not a curated record. Gene Ontology annotation, molecular function: phosphatidylinositol 3-kinase binding; insulin receptor binding. The transcript is spliced from 9 exons. Gene Ontology annotation, cellular component: plasma membrane; cytosol. NCBI's taxonomy places the organism in Eukaryota, Metazoa, Arthropoda, Insecta, Hymenoptera, Braconidae.
CAUGACCUUUUCAAGAUGGACACGAGUAUACUCGGUGGUACAAUCCCGCGUGCGACGUAAACGUGCCAUCAUAAAUAUAUAUAUUCUCAAGCAUAAUAAUAACAACUACAAUAUAAUUCCAUACUUAAUAACUUUAUAAUUAUAAUAAUAGACAAUAAAAAUACCGUGACGUUGUUUGCGUUUUAUAAAAUAGAGUGUAAAGUGUCUAGAUCAAGGGAUUAAAAACAGAAGUGACGCUGCGUCGUGGUGGCAGUAACGACAGCGAUUAAAUAUGUAUAAAUUUUGGUGAAAAAAAAAAAAAAAAUUACCGCCAUGUAAACAAUUUGAGUUUAAAUAAAAAAUUUAGUAACGAAGAAAAGUAAUAAGUAAUAAAAGUAAAAUAAAAAUAAAGACGGGUUUUUUUACUAAAACGGCGAUGUCUUCAAAUCGGGGCCAGUCAUCACCGUCGAAGGGUCCGAUAGUAAGAUGCGGACAUCUCCGUAAAAGUGGGUCCCUUAUAUCGGGACUUAAGCCUCUGAAGAAAAAGUACUUUGUGCUGCGCGGAGAUGCUCCAGGACAUCCGGCCUGCCUUGAAUACUAUGAUAACAAGAAAAAGUUUGACAACAAACAUCAGCCGAAGCGGACGAUAACUAUGAAAAGCUGCUACAAUAUUAAUCGACGCAAUGACACUAAACAUAAGCAUGUUAUCGCGCUUUACACUAAGGACGGAUGUUUUUCACUGAUCCUCGACAAUGAUAAAGAAGUUGAUGAGUGGCUUACUUCCAUGCUUCUACUCUCUGGUGAUGUUCCUGAUGGUGAACAACCUCGUCCCACAUUUGAACACGUUUGGGAAGUUACUUUACAGAAAAAAGGUCUUGCUGAACGUAUGAAUAUAUAUGGAUCUUACCGUCUUUGUUUGACUGAUCACUCGCUGAGUUUAAUAAAAGCUGGGGACAAAAAGUCUGACUGCCUUGAAUUUCCAUUAACAACAGUAAGAAGAUGCGGUUGUAUGGAGCGUUAUUUUUACAUGGAAGUCGGGCGAUCAGCAGUGACCGGAGAAGGCGAGUACUGGAUGAAGGUCGAAGACGCAAAUAUUGCUCUGAAUAUGCACACCGCGAUACUGAACGCCAUGAGCAGCAACGCGAGCAAUCGCGACAAAGAUGACUCAGGAUCUCUGUCAUCUAAAACGCGAAUGCGGAGUUUUUCCGCUAAUGAAGCGAGCAAACCUAUCACUGUACUAGGUGGCCGUCGUCCUACUCCGAAGCUUCAUGGGUUUUCUCCUCUAGAAGAGCAAACAGAUCACGAGGAUCCAUCGGUACUUAAUGGACUUGUACUGGAUAAUAGAGAGCUCAAUACUGUAUCUGGUACUUCAUCAAUCAGUCGUAGUCAGUCACAGAUUCAAACGGGAAAUUUACUUACGGUUGGUGCAGGAACUAGAAGCCUUGGGACGUACGCACUUGGUUGCUCAUCUACUAAAAGACGUCAUUCAUUAGCGAGUCAGUCAAUCUGUAGCACAACCAGUACCAAUAAAUCCCAAUCCAUAAUAACUGAUGCUGCAUCACCAAUUUCAUCUCCAUCAACAACAACAACUACUACAACUACUUGUAUAUCAACAACAACAACAACAAUCAACACAAACUCUUCGACAAAAUCCCAUCAGAGAACCCUGUCGCUGCCCUUAGCCGCUGUUAUCAAUCAAUCGCAAUCAUCCAAAAGACCCGUACUGCGCUGUACAGGUCGUGAUCGUUGCGACAGUCUUCCGUCACGAGCUCGUACGUCGAGCGAAGGAUUACCUGCACCUUUACUACCUCACCCGCGAACGAGUCACUUGACGCCUCACUCGACUCGCCCGCACUCGAUGUACACCCGGGGGUUGUCUUACUCGCCUCCAGUCUCGUCGAUGCCAAUCAGCCCAGCAUCGAUUGCCUGCUCGACGGAUUCUGCCGGUUCCUCAUUAUCGAUGGAUGACCAAACAGACAUUCUCGACGAGAGUGUGACGACCGGCCGUUACGGGCACUCGCUCACCCCCGACGAGCCAGUGAUCCUCGAAGAAAACAUGGACGACUACGCCCACUGGUCCACCAGCUCCCACUUGCAGCAAAAAUACUCGCCCAACUUCAAGUCUCACUCGUCAUCUCAGCAGAGUUCUUACGUCGAAAUGUACAGUCCCUGUGGUUCGAGCCCCGGUCGCGGAGGAACCAUAGGAACUGGUCCAGGUCUAGGACCUCUGGUAAAUAAUAUCACCGGAAACUGUCCCAAUGCUGGGACAUAUUUACCAAUGAGUCCAGCGACGACAGUCCACAGUCAUUCUCAUUCGCGUGCGUCUUCUCUUAUUGAAGAGGCGACGUUGCCUGACGGUUACGUUCCGAUGGCUCCAGUUGGUGACGAUGAGUACGUCGACAUGGAUCCUGCGACAAAUCAAAACGGUCAUUCAUAUCACGACGACAUGAUGUCACAACAUGGUAGCAGUUGUUCAGUAACAUCUGGUACACCCAGCACUGAUUUACGUUUUAGCGAGUACCCAUUGGAUAAAGUUAGCAGCUAUUUGACACCGUCUGAGGACGAUCCGACGAGACCAACGCGUGCCUAUUCUGUUGGAUCACGUCCAGAACCAGCGAAUCGCCACCGCAAAAAUCGUAUUGAUAUUGCGGUACAAGAAGCGAGUCGUGUACGUGCCUUUAGUGUCGGUAGCCGUUCAAAACGCCCGGAAUUGGGACGUUUAGCUGCCAAUAUACACGCACGUUUGCCUACAACCGACACCACCGGUUCCCAUAAGUCUAAUUCAGCGCCACUGCUGUCGAGCUCCUGGGGACAUGCUUCCGGAUGCUCAGCUACUCUAGAUCGAAUGGAGGACUUGAUGGAAAUGGACUUUUCACGGAAUGUGCCGCCUACGACACUCUCAUCCACGCCGUCUUCGUACUCACAUUCACACUCUCAUUCGCAUUCUUAUUCCACUGCCACUGAUAAUAGCUCGUACAUGGAUAUGUCUCCUGGGCAACCUCAUCCGUCUGUUAAUGCUCCUUAUGUUGAUAUGAGUGGCAUUAAUAAGAUAAAUCGUAAUAAUAAUAAUAACAACAAUAACAAUAAUAAUAAUAAUAAUAAUAAUAAUAACAACAAUAACAAUAACAACACAACUGCCAAUCAUAAUCAUAUUUCAAUGCAUACAUCGACAAUAACAAUGAUGCAUAAGCCAAUAAUAAAGACUUUGAAGCCAGUUGUCGAAGCCGAAGGACCUUUUGCACGAAUGGAAAAUUCAUUGGACGAGUUGUUGCCGCGUAACGCGAGUCCUAAACAAAAUGUCGAGGCUUCUUCCCCCAUGCAAGAGGACUACAUGCAGAUGAACGGUCCACCGGGUGUAAUGCGAACUGCACCAGUCGAUUUUCCUCAACCGCGCAAGCCACCUGAGGGCUACGUGGAAAUGAACUUCAAAGCGCGUCCUAAUUUAGAGCAGAAUUACAUCAACAUGACAAUGGGAACCGGUCUGCGAACGCGUCGUCGUUCCCGGCCGAACAAUCACCGCAAAGAUAAGUCCCAAAGAUCGCAACCCAUCGCUAUAAUGUCAAAUAAACCGGUGCAGGCUCCAAGUUUCCUACCGUUGAACGGUAGCUCGACUUCCGAAAGUUGUGCGAGCACCCCGGUAUCGAUGGACGACGUAACGCCAACGUCCUCGGCAACAAUUUUUCCGUUCUCGCUCAACAGCCCACAGUCGCCUGUGAAACCUUUCCUAGGUCGCUCACACGAUAACGAUAACAAUAAUGAAGAGGACAAGACCAAGAGCAUGACAACGUCGUCGGAAUGUUCACCCGACGGAGACUACGCUCUUAUGACACCUGGAAUAAAUUCCAGUAAUUCUGCAGCUGGUGAUUGCGACGAAAUGGAACGAUCGAGUCCAACCCAAUUUAAUAAUAAAAAAAAUGAACCGCUGAGUCCGUUGUCUAAGCGGUUAACUGAACUAACUGUAAGUAAAACACGUUCGUCUACAAUAAAUAUAUCGUCAACGUCAUCGUCAAUAAAAGAUGACAAGACAGAAACAAAAAGUCUCAAGCGCGAGCGCGAUGAGAAACCACCGAGUCCAAUAAAUCGUGACAAGUCAUCCGAAUUACCCCAGAGUCCGGUUGCUAAAAAAUUGUCUGAGCUCACGGUAUCGAAAGUAAAAUUAAAUAAUUCGCAGAAUUCAACCACCGGAUCCUGUAAUGUCGCGUUAAAAAAUUCAAUGUCACUUGGUGGUACGUCAUCGUCAUCUUGUUCGUCUAAAACGACGUCGCCUAAAGUGUCUGAUGAUACGACACCGACAUUAACACCAACUGCCACUCCUACACCAACUCCAAGUCCCCUUGACUCUGAGGGAUACGAAAAAUUACAACCGGGCGCGAGUUUGUUGCAUUACGCGAGUCUCGAUUUGCCGGAAUCAUCAAGUGGGCCUCCAGUAUCACCUACUCCUGUUCAAGAUGGAUUCAGGUACGCAGAAAUAGAUUUUGCUAAGCUCAAACAAAAUUAAUUAUCAUUAUUAUUAUUUAUUUAUUUAAUUAAUUAAUGAUUAAUUAAUUAUUUACAAUGGAAUUAAUGCCAUUUAGUUUUAUCGAAGACUUCCGGAUAGUUUAGUCGAGAUUUUAAUAUUUUUAAUUUAUCAGGUAUAUAUAUACAUAUAUAUAUAAAUAUAUAUAUUGAGUAUAUUUGUAUAUAGUUCAAGUAAAUUUAUAAACGUGCUUUAAUAUUAAUUAUUAAUCUCUCUCUCUUUUUCUGUUUUUUUUUUCCCGCGUUUAGUUCUUAGACUCGGGUAGAUUUUAAUUUUUUUCUAACGAAAUUUUGUUUAUUGACGCGCUUAUAAAUAAAUUUAUAAUACGAGUGCUUAAAAGUUAGAAAUAAACUGAGAAAAAAGAAAAUAAAAUAUGAAGAUUAAAUUGGAAGAUAAGAAGAGUGGGAGGUUAAUGUCUAUGUGAAGAAAACCCGUACGAUAGCUCUAAGUCUUAUAAAUAUUACUAUAUAAAUAUAUAAAUAUGAAUAUAUGUAUAAUAUUAAAUAUAAUAUUAAUAACGAUAAAUAAAAAUAUAC